CAGCCAUCCUCCUCGUUCUUCUCACUCAAGGGAGGACCAGAACCACACAGUAUCCUCGCGGUCGCCGAGACCAGGCGAGUAUCCCAACUUAUAAUUUCGACUCAGGAGUAGACACCAAUGUAGAAAAAGUCCCAGCUUUAUAUUUUCCUUCUUCAAUGGAAUGAGCCUCCCUUCCCUUACUUUAUCUGCACGGUAACCGUUUUUUUGAGGAGGCGUUAAUGCACGGACUCACACGAAUGGGAAUACACACAGCAGCGCCAAACUCACAAUGCGCCCCGAGUGAAGACGGACACUGACAAUACAGAGCUGCGGGCAGAGUAAGAAGCUCGUAUUUUCCGUGGUGUUUUCCCAACUCGGUCACAGUAGUACUUCUGGACAAUUGACUUAUUGAUACAAAAAAAAUUGCUUAACUGCGCGGGCAAGUCGCCUAUUUGAUCCACAACGCAGCCAUGACGUCUCCGGCGAAAUUCCGAAAGGACAAGGAGAUCGUGGCCGAAUAUGAAACUCAAGUAAAAGAGAUCCGUGCCCAGCUGGUGGAGCAGCUCAAGUGUCUGGACCAGCAGUGUGAGCUGAGGGUGCAGCUCCUGCAGGACCUGCAGGACUUCUUCCGGAAGAAGGCCGAGAUCGAGAUGGACUACAGCCGCAACCUGGAGAAGCUGUCGGAGAGAUUCCUCACCAAGACUCGCAGCACCAAGGAACAUCUGCUCAAGAAGGAGCAGAGUGUGUUGUCAGCGGUCAACUUCCUGCUGCUGGCGCAGGUGAAGAGGGAGAGCCGAGACCAUGCCACCCUGUCCGACCUCUACCUCAACAACAUCAUCCCGCGCUUCGCCCAGGUCAGCGAGGACUCUGGACGCCUCUUCAAGAAGGUAGGGCACGCCUUCUAGAGAAGCCCUACUAGAUGCUCGCAUGCUUCGAUGAGGGUACGCUUGCACUCUACGAAUGGGGUCUAUGAAUGGGGUGUUGGAUUGCAAAGAUCCUGACAUGUCUGUUUAAUAUUUGAUUAUGUUUAGUUGGUUACAUGAUGCAUGUUUCAAAGGCUGGCGCCAUCUUUCUGUUGUUGUCACACCGAUAUGAUGAAAUGAACGUAUGCUAUUGCUAGCGAAGUGACAGCUGUGUGCCCCAGCAACACAAGGACCAUCACAUUUUGCCCUUUCGACUGCGCUUUAGUCUCCCUCGGUUGACUCCGGCUACUGCUGGAAUGAUCGCAUUUUCAGAUUGAUUAGAUUGUAUCUCUCACCAGAUUCUCCACUGUGUAUGUGUGAGUGUGUGUGUGUGUGUGUGAGUGUGUGUGUGUGUGUGGGGGGGGGGGGAGGGCGCUGAGAAGACCUAACAGAGAACAUGUGGCCUGUGUUCUCCACUGAGUCCCAUGCUCCCGUUUCCUUCUCAGACCCAGCCUCUUCCUGUCGGGAGAUUUAACGCGUGUAAAUCUACAGAGGAACAGAGGAACCGCAGGAGUAGCGCACAGGGGGUUGAGCGUCAUUAGAGGUCAAUGGAGAACAAUGGGAAAGCCGAGUGUUGUGUGUGUGUGUGUGUGGAUCACAGUGAAUAGGACUACAAGCUCAAUGUGACCUUUUAAUUCUAGUUAAACACCAGCACUGAACCCCUUCCCUGGGAGUCAGCUUUUCAUCUCCAGGCUGGAACGCAAGCAUGCACUCACACACACACGGACACACACAGACACACACAGCGUGAUCAUACAGUCACAGGUGUAAAAGCAAGGGGGUGUGUGUGUGUGUGUGUGUUUGUAAGCCAGCUUGUGAAAUGCACUGGCAGGCCCUGUUGAUUUACAUUGUGAUAUUCUUUGAACUAAACUCUGAACGUUGGGAAUACAAAUACAAAACGCUGACACACACAAAAGCAACACUUUUGUUGCUUCUCUUUUCUCUCUCUCUCUCUCUCUCUCUCUCUCUCUCUCUCUCUCUCUCUCUCUCUCUCUCUCUCUCUCUCUCUCUCUCUCUCUCUCUCUCUCUCUCUCUCUCUCUCUCUCUCUCUCUCUCUUAUAUUUAUAUAUAUAUAUAUAUAUAAUGUUGGUCUUGCUCUGUUCUCUUCAACUCAUGGGCGAGCUACAGGCCUCUUUGAACUUUUCACAUAGUUUCACAUAAUUCCUUUGGUGUUCCCCCCACACACACACACCAAUCCACACACUCGAAGGGAAAGACGUCCUUCUUAAAAGUCGAAGGAGUAAAAUGUAGUAUAGCGGUGAGGUUGCAGAUU
Messenger RNA from Gadus macrocephalus (Pacific cod), 2214 nucleotides. RefSeq names its product SLIT-ROBO Rho GTPase-activating protein 2B-like. Lineage: Eukaryota; Metazoa; Chordata; Actinopteri; Gadiformes; Gadidae. Gene Ontology annotation, biological process: negative regulation of cell migration. The record is from RefSeq and is a predicted model, not a curated record. Gene Ontology annotation, cellular component: cytoplasm.